Molecule: messenger RNA, 3068 nt
Organism: Coccidioides immitis RS
Lineage: Eukaryota; Fungi; Ascomycota; Eurotiomycetes; Onygenales; Onygenaceae
Product: transcription regulator BDF1
Exons: 4
Coding region: 371-2791 (806 amino acids)
Biological process (GO): regulation of DNA-templated transcription; chromatin remodeling
Cellular component (GO): nucleus; chromatin
Source: RefSeq, a predicted model, not a curated record
UCAAGGCCACACCUUGUGAUUUAAUCACCAACUCAACAAUCAACUUUUUUCCGUCCGUUUUCAUUUUGUUGUUCCUGAUACCCGCAUCUAUCGCGCGCAGUUUUUGCAUUGAUCUGUCCAACCCAGAUCUAAUUUUCGCGUCUGCUAGGGCUCAUCGCGUCCAACCACAAUUGUUGGAGGAUAUCUUUCUCCCUUCCCUUCACCAGCCUUGCCAGUAACUGCCGCCUGGAGGCAUUGCUUCUCCUUGUUUGCGACGCGUCGCACAGCUCUCGUCCAAGCCAGUCCGGCCCUUAUCAACCCUUAUCGACCCUUAUCGCAUCCCGGAUAAGACCUAACCGUCUUAUCUCCACGUGAUCAUUGUUUUCCAAAUAUGGUAACUCCGCCUCCAGAAGCCACGGCGCUGGAGGACAAAGUCAAACUCCUCCCGGUCGCCGACCCUGCCGUCGCUGCAACCACCACGGGCAACGCACAGCUGCCUUCCAGGCCACUUGACAAGAUGGAUGAAGCCGCUGGCAGGGUAGACAGAAGCCUAUCGCCACUUGCGAACGGCACCUCAUUGCCGAAUGGCACGAAGGAAGCUUUAAACGGCCUCACCUCCCCCUCAACUGAAAAAGAACCCAAACCGGCUGCCGAGACUACAUCAUCCAAUUCAUUUCUUACACGGGCCAAUGAAGUAGAAACUUCGUCCUCUCUUCCAAAGGCGGACACCCUCGAUGAGGAAAAGAAGACAAAACCCACAGAAAGCGAGGCCAAUUUGCGAAACGAACUAUCUGCCCCAGACACAGCUACAGAGGUGGUGACCUCUCUCGUACCUCAAGGGGAACAAGUAAUGCCUCAAGUAGAAAAGGCUGAGGAUAAGCCGCUCUCUCAGCCGAUCUCUCCGCCUGCGACGGCGCCCGUGGUCGAACCAAAUGAAACCCAAUCCUCCGCACCUGCUCCUACUCUUUCCACCAGUCAAGACCAGACCAUGGCAGAGGCUCCACCUUUGUCGCCGACAAAGAUGUCGCGGGAACGGGAAGAGGAUGAGGCAGAUGAACCAGCAGCUAAACGCACCAAGACCGAUGCUAUCACCCCUCCCCAAGCUGAGUUUAAGGUCCCCGACCUACCACCACCAGCCUCCACCGCCAUCACACCCUUACAAAAUAAGUUUUUUAUCCGCACUCUUGCAGCCUUGAAGAGAACGCACGAUGCGCGAUUCUUCAGAGUGCCUGUUGACCCAGUCAAGCUUAACAUUCCUAAUUACCCAACUAUCAUCAAGGAACCCAUGGAUUUACACACUAUGGAGGACAAGAUCAAGAGCGGAGCUUACAAGACGGUUGACCAGAUUACCGCGGACUUCAAAUUGAUGAUUGACAACUGCAUCACGUUCAACGGCCCGGAACACGUGGUGACUGUUGAAGGUAUGCGGCUCAGAGAUAACUGGGAACGUCAUCUUACCAAACUUCCGAGUCCAAGCGAGGUAGAACCUACCGCCGCCGAAAAGAAGGCCAAAAAGGCGAGUACAGCUCCAACCAAGACACAACCAGCACGACGAGAAUCCCAAGCAAAAGCAGCAGCACCCAAAGUUGCCAACGCCACCUCGCCAACUACUUUCGCUCUCGGUCCCGAAGGUCUUCCCCUAAUCCGCCGUGACUCUAACACGGUUGAUGGCCGUCCGAAACGAUCCAUCCAUCCUCCUAAGAACCGAGAUCUUCCCUAUAGCACAAAACCAAAGAAGAAGAAAUUCCAUUGGGAGCUCAAGUUCUGUGAGGAAGUUAUCGAUGAGUUACAUAAGCCUAAGCAUUAUAACUUUGCCGCCCCUUUUUACCAGCCCGUCGACCCCGUUGCGCUGAAUAUUCCCACGUAUCACAAUAUUAUCAAGAAACCAAUGGACCUCUCGACCAUCAGGACAAAACUCCAAACCGGGCAGUAUGAGAAUUCUAAGGAAAUGGAGAACGAUGUUCGGCUUAUGUUCAAGAACUGCUACAAGUUUAACAUACCUGGGGACCCAACUUACAAUGCUGGUAAAAAACUUGAGGAGAUUUUUGACUACAAGUGGGGUCAGAAAGCCCGUUGGCUCGAGACACACGAUCCUGCAUCCGCUCACCAAAGUGACAGUUCAGACAACGAGAGCAGUGAGGGCGAGGAGAGCAAUGACGAUGAACAACAUGAAAAACUACAGAUCCUACAAAAACAGAUUGCAGAGAUGUCCAAGCAAGUCGAAGCGAUCCGUCAAAAGAAGAAGAAAACUCCUCCAGGACCUUCAAAGAAAGCCAGCAAGGCCAAGCCCGGUAAAAAGGAUAACAAAAAAGGCGCACCAUCGCGAAAGGAUAAGAAGGGUGGAUCCAAGUCGACCAAAUCAUCAGAAAAGCAACGCUGGAUUACCUAUCGUGAGAAACAAAUCAUAUCCCAUGGUAUCAGCACUCUUCCCGAGAACAAGGUACAGGACGCACUGCACAUCAUCCAAUCCAAUGUGCCUUCGCUUAAGGGAACUGAUCAAGCUGAGGUCGAACUCGACAUUGACGAACUCCCGAAUAACGUGCUAGUACUAUUGUUGAACUUCGUCAAGAAGCAUGCUCCGCAAUCCUUCGAAUUUGACGAACCGGCGCCAGAGCCCCUUCCAACUGCCGUCCCCGCAAAGCCUAAGAAAAACAAGCCUAUGAAUGCCCAUGAGCAGGAGGCGCAAAUAGGCCGCCUCGCUGGUACACUUUCGAAAUUCCAGGGUGGCGCCCAGUCUUCUGACCCAAUUCAUUCUGAAGCCGCUCGUGAAAGCAGUGACGAUGAUGACUCUGAAGAGAGCGAGGAAGAGUAAAUGAUCAUCCGCUCUCCCAAAAAAAUUAAAAAUAAAAAUAAAAAUAAAAAAACACAGCACGAUAAUGCCUUUAUGCACCUUUUACACUGCCACAAUCGCUGUGCUCCAUCAACGGUUUCAACUUUCCACUACAUGAUCCACACCUUUUUCUAUCCACAGCGUUAGUGGACCAUUACAACUGGCAAAUGGUCCUGCUGUUUCGAUAAUACCAAGUUGCCUCCUCUUGCCGUCCGUUGGAUGCAUCUUCGCCUGCGUUAUUCCCUUGCACUGUGUAAUU